Molecule: messenger RNA, 1910 nt
Organism: Morus notabilis
Lineage: Eukaryota; Viridiplantae; Streptophyta; Magnoliopsida; Rosales; Moraceae
Exons: 13
Coding region: 960-1652 (230 amino acids)
Biological process (GO): regulation of autophagosome maturation; endosome to lysosome transport; endosomal transport
Cellular component (GO): endolysosome membrane; late endosome
Source: RefSeq, a predicted model, not a curated record
AGUUUGUUGGAAAGUAACUACCAAACGGGCAUCCCAAAGCAGCCCCUCGAAGGCGCGCCGACCCAAAAAUUCUCCCACAAAUGCACUCAAACUCCAUCACUUCUUCUUUUUCUUCUUCUUCUUCUUCAACUCUCUGCGACUCCGGCUUCGUCGUCCCACCGCCGGAUCCUCCGCCUCCGAGACCUCUCUCCGCCGAUUCCCAUGUGGCUCUCUCUCUGGCGAUCCAUCGACCGCUUCUCUCUCCAGUACUUCAAACAUGUAAUUAACGAAUUGCGCGGAAUUAAAGUUGUGGAUCAGCAUAAUAAGGAAUUAGUGGUAGAUCUCUUGCAGUGUAUAGUGGAAAUAGUCACUUAUGGUGAUAAACAAGAUCCGGCGAUUUUCGAGAUGCUGUAGUCUCAUUCCCUCUGUUCACUGAGGCACUGAAAUUUGCUUCCCAUGAGGAAAAGAUGAUUCAAACAGCCAUACGUUCAUUAGCCCUUGGCAAAUACUAUGUAUCCUUUGGUUAUGCAGUUUGUGAUGAUAUGGUUCAUCAGUACAUAACAACUCCUCCAGUCUCAAAGUACUUCUCCGACAUGGUUUUAAGAGGGCACAUGCACUCAUGAAAAAAGAAAACAGCUACUUUUUCAAGUUGAUAAAAUCAUCAAUGAUCUGUAUUACUUUAAGGACAUACUUGAUGUUGGCAACUCUCGUUUGAGUGGAUUAGUUACUGAAAAUCUUCUUAGCUUGCUAGUCUUUCCAGUGUUGCAUCCGUUGCUGACAUCCAGGCAAAGCAAUGUCACAAAUCUAUCUGCAGUCACUUCUCUAUAUCUUGUUUCUCAUCUUCUUCAAGUUGUUGGUGGAAAAAUUUUGGUCAAUACUGUGGCUGGUGCUAUUCUAUAUCCGUACAUGACCAUGCUAUCAAAAGAAACACAGCUGGGGACAAUAAUAUUUCUAAUGCAUUUUCUGAGCAUCCAUAUACAAUGGAGGAAAUGGUAUUUGCCUGUGCUGAGUUUGAAGGAGAAAAUGUCAGCUGCCCGCGGCAUGAUGCCUGUAUGAAGAGGAGUGGAAUAAGUGCAUUUAUUUUUUCUGAGAAUCAGAGUCUAGUGCUGGCAUCAUUGUUUUUAUUGCUCAUCGUAGAAGAAAGUAGAGAUCUUAAUUGCUUACUGAUUCCAAUUAUUGGCUUAAAUGGACUGCAUGAAGUGGAUGGAAAUUUCGUUUCAAGAUUCAUCCAUCAGAUUUUAAAUGCAUUAUUGAAGGUAUUAGCAAGCAAGGCACCAAUAUCUGUACUAAUAAAAUGGCAUACAGGAUGGUUCCUGCAGAAGCUACUGAUUGUUGGAGGGAAUAUGCUUGAUGAUCAUAACUUAGAGCUAUUUAGUAUUGCAUAUGAGCAGUCCCGUCAACAGCUAGAGAAAGAACUAGACGGAUGUUGGUUUGAUAGCAUCCCAGAUACUUUAAGAAAUGAAUGGAUGAGUUGUAAAACAGCUUUGGAAGAACCGUGCCAACACAAAGAUCCUUUUUUCAUACUAGAGCUUGCUGUUGCCCAACAAACCACUUAUGGUACCACAAUUGUGUUUUGGUUACUAGCGUUUUCUCAAUGGAUCAAGGUCCACCUCCCCAAUAUACUGGCUUUUACGACCUGCUUCUAUUGGAAAGUAAAUGAAUAUUAUUUAUAAUAAUACAACUGCAUACACUGCUUGGCAAAGGAUGGCUGAUACGGUGAAGGUUUUCAUUCUCCUUCUUCAGCUAAAGUCAUUCAUGUACAGAGGAAGUUUGCUUGAACAUCCGUUGCCAAACACAAUGCAAGGUCCAGGUGCUGGUUCUGGUCAAACCCAUGCUUCGGGAGUUUCAUCUGCAAGUUUUGGUUCAGAAGUUUCUUUAGGUUCCGUAUUGUUCCAACAGAACUUUAGAAACAUUUUGCAUGAUUGGGCUCA